ACGUUACACACGGCAAGUAACUCUUGCCCGAACUUCCGAAAUAGCUCCCUCUUUUGAUCUUUUGCGGCUCCGAAUUGGAUUUCGUUCAAUCGUCCCGACGAACGUAUCUGUUUCUCCGCUUUAGAAGCUCCGAUUUCAUCACUUCCAAGUGUUAUUUCUAUGGCCAACUUGCAUAGGGGGCGCAUGGUUGAUGGCCACAGUAACAUGCCUGGUUUAAACCACAGCCCGCUUGAAGAGGACAGCAUGAUUCCGGAUGAAUUUUCAGAUUCUGACUUUGAGGAUGAUUUUCAAAUGGGUAAUCGGAAAACAGAUACAUCAGCGCUGGAGGCCAGAAAUGGAAAGGAUAUCCAAGGGAUACCUUGGGAACGUUUAAAUAUUACCAGAAAGUCUUGCCGCGAAGAGAGAUUAAAGCAAUACAAGAACUAUGAGAGCCUCUCGCGCUCUAGAGAAGAGAUUGAAAAGGACUACAAGGAUGUAGUGAAAGGGCAAAGCUUUUUUGACUUCCAAUACAACACCAGGCUAGUCAAACCAACCAUUGUGCACUUUCAGGUGAAUUAAAUUUUCAGCUUACUCUCAAUUUUUGUGCUCCGAAUAUUUUAUUAUACACCAUGCGGGCCAUGCGGCUACAUUGCAGUAUCUUGCACUUGCACAUCGUUAAAUGGAUUGAACUGUGUAGGAUGUAUUCGAAAAUUCACACAUCAUUUAAAUAUAAUAUAAUCAACUUAUCAAAGCUAACUUGGUUCUUUUUUUGUGAGAAUCAAUAUUCCCUCUCUGCAGUGAUGUGAGAGGGGUGUAGAGUGGACUGGAGAUAUCUAAGGAAUGUCACUCAUGUGUUUGAAUCACAGAAUGUAGUAGAUCAUAUGUUUUCCAUCAUUUGCAAUGGAGCCAAAGACUCACUAUUUUUUGGCUUGAGAAUAUGAUGGAAUAAAGCAAAAUGGCUCUAUAAACUGUGUGCGCUUCUUUGUUAUGAAGCAGUAGUCAGUUCAUGAAAUUUCCAACGCGAAGUUCACUACGGAUCAUCCAGAAACAUCAGUCUCUCCCUGUUAUAGAAUAGGGGUAAGGCUGCGUACAUCCGACCCCCACUUACCCCACCAUAGGUGGGAGCCUUUGUGGCACUGGGUAAUGAUGAAGAAGAAGUAGAUCAUAUGUCCCCAUAUUGAGUGCCCUACUUGGUUAACAUUACUUGAUUUUUAAUUUUUAAUUUGAUUUUUAUUUUAAUUGUUCAAGCAUUGUGCCUGUCACUGUAAACUGGACUGUACGAUCGUGCCCUUCUUUUCUUUGACAUUUCAUCUGUUUUGUUUCUGAACACUUAUUAUGUGAGGCUAACUCAUUCAGUCUCUUACAAUUCACCAAGUAGAAUGUGAUGUCUAAUCCACAUCUAAUUCAUUUCACAUGUAAUGCAUUUAGACUUAUCAUUGUUAGAGUGAUUUAACCCCUUCCUUGUGUUCCUCCUUUUCAAAUGCAAUAAUAAUAGUUUUGCAGGUGUUUUCUUCGAAUUAAGCCUAAUGGGCAUUUUUAUUUAUAAUGCUAACUUUCUGCGAAUAGCAAUCUUGGAGGUAUGAGUUUUGAGCGUUACAAUCAAUUUGAGUUUGUAGUAUUAGUCUUAUGAACUGCUAACUUGUCCCUAAGCAGUUCCAGGAAUAAUUAUGCCAGUCUACCAGAUGAUGCUAAUUGUGGCCUCCAAACUGGUGACUUUCUACUAACUUGAACGUUUAUGUUGAUUCCUCCAUCUCAUUGUAUCAGAGAUGGAGGGAAUUGACAUGAUGAAUAGUAUUUCUUGCAUGGACUUGAGUUGUGUCCACCCACUAUGAUAUUUGUAUUACUAGUAUUUUAUUGCAAGCUCAAGAUUUAUUUGUAUGGAUUCCAUUCUAUCUUGCCUAUAUUUAUUUCAUAGUUAUAGUUACUAUUAUGCUGAUGUAUUAAGUUCUUUCCUACACGCAGUUCAAGAAGCUAUAUGAACUCGAACCUGUAUGUAAUUUAUACUUUCGCUACACUAUAUAAACACUAUAUAUUGUGUUAGCUUGAGUCGCUGUUGCAUUUCAAGUUUUUUAUAAUUGUGAAAACAGUCUUUUUAGAUGCAUUUGAAACCCCCCUUAGUUAUGCAACUCAAACUUUGGCUAAACAUUAAAGGGAAAAGGUACAAAUAUACCCCUGUAGUAUAGGUGUGGGAACAAAUAUACCCUUGUUCUAUUUUUCGGAACAAAACUACCCUUGAAGUAUAUGUUGAAGUGCAUAUAUACCCCUGAACUUUUAAAAAGUGCAAAAAUAUCCAUCAUGUUCUUAUAAAGAAGCAAAUUUACCCUUUUUGACUUUAAAUAGAUAAAAUAAAUUUCAAAAAACACAAAAAAAUAAAUUAUAAAUUCGAAAUUUAAAAACAAAGAUUUAUUAUUAUGUUAAAAUAUUAACUCUUUAUUUUUAAAUUUCAAAAUUAAUACUUAUCCGUUGUAAAUGAAGCACUUCAAAUUCAUUAAUUUCAAUUUUAGUCUUGUUGCGAAGUUUUGAACACAUUGUUACAUUCUUUGAUUUUGUUUAACCUUAAUAAAAUUAAAUUCACUAUUUUGUAAUCUUGGACUAUUUAUCAUCAUACAAAAUAUGUAAUUUUUAUAGUGCAAAGAAUGCAAAAAAAAUUAAUAUUUUUUUUACAUUGCGAUAGUAAAGUAAUGUUUUACAAUAUUAAAUUGUAAAGUUUAUAUAUUAAAAUGUUUUACAAAAUAGUUUUGUUUACAUUUAUAUGGUAAAGUUUUGAAAUAAUAUUUUAUACUAACAAUAUUAAAUUGUGAUAUGCAAACAAUAAAUGGGAGAAUUGGACACAAGUACAUUUUUAAAAUUUUUAAUUUUUUAAUUUCGAAUUUAUAAUUUAUUUUUGGUAUUUUUUGAAAUUAAUUUUAUCAAUUUAAAGUCAAUGGUAAAUUUGCUCUUUUAUAAGAAUAUGAGGGGUAUUUUUGCACCUUUUAAAAUUCCAAAGGUAUAUAUGCACUUCUACAUAUACUUCAUGGGUAUAUUUGUUCCGAAAAAUAGAACAUAGGAUAUAUUUGUACCUUUUCCCAAACAUUAAAUCUGCGCAGACUAUUUUCGAUUGGUCCAUACUCCAUAAUGCCUCUUUAGAGAAUACUCUAGAAAUUGUCAGCUAUACUGUUUUCAAGGUGAUGGCAGGACAGAAAACUGGCCUACAUCAAUUGUUGGAGCUCAUAAUUAUUGGUAUAUAUAGUUUUCUAAGAAGCUAGAUUGCUGGGGUUCUAUAUAAUAUUCUGUACUUUUUGUGGGACUGAGCCUUUAAGCCGUUAUGCAUUAUCUUGCAUUAGUUGUGCUGCAUGCUAUUUUUCCCUCAUCUCAUGACCCAUGUUUCUUAUUGUGAAGGAAAAACUGAGCUUAAUGUGACCUGGAAUGGGCUGGGUUUCAAUUUUGUGUACGAGUAUUGUUUUUCAAUAAUUAACCAAUAUAUCUUGUCAGAUUAUUAUGUCGUAUAUAUUUCAGCUUUAGAAUCAUGAUGGAAGUUAAUAUCUGGGCAGCGUUGCUGGCACAUUAAGGCACUUUUUACAUAUGGUAUGAUGGAGAACAUAUGAGAGCUUGAAGACCUCUUCAGGCUGUUGCCACUUGCCAGCCUAGCUCAGAACUGUUAUUUUUCUUUUACAUGUGCUGGAUUAAUGGAUGAUACAUAGUUGGUUGCAUUUUGAUGAAACAUCAUGUUUUCUUAAGAUUGCAUGGAUAAUUUUUUUGAAGUACUGUUUCCUUCUAAAACUAUUCUCCUGCAUUUUCAUCUCUCUAGUUUGAAGUACUGUUUCCUUCUAAAACUAUUCCCGUAUACAUCCAGUUUCUCUCCUGGCUGUAAGUUCUAGGUUGCCAUGUCAAUUUUCUAUUAUCUUGAUUAGAAGAUCCCUGCUCAAUCUAACUGAAGAUGGUCCUCUGUGUAAGAUCUCUUCUAUGCACCAUACACAUCUGUAUGUGCCCAAAGUGUCCAAUAUUUGUUCCUAUAUAUGAAUAGGAGACGUCAAGUAUAUUAUUUGUAUCUUUUAGUUAUACCGACUCAAAUUUUCCUCAUGAUUCACUAGGUGCUAAUACAUGUUGCUUCAUUUUUACCGAACAAUCUUUUUGAUAUUUUCCAGCUGUUAUUGACAAGGUGGGUUCUUUGGUUUUAGCUAAGGAGUCUCUUGUGGUCGACAUCCAAGCAUGAUGUCUAUUUCAUGCGAAACAACUCUUUCAUGCACUGGUCUUCUCUUCUCAGAAGACAAAAGGAAGUUGUUAACAUGGCUAGACCACUUGAGCCAACAAUGAAAUACCCUGGAUCGAUUGGCCAGACACUUUCUAGAGUGCAGAUAUGCGCAGUUGCUGUUAAAGACAAUCUAAUGGUAGCAGGUGGUCUACAAGGAGAACUAGUCUGCAAGCACUUGAACAAACCGGGGAUUGCCUUUUGCACCAAAUUAACAACUGGCCGGAAUGCUACAACUAACACAGUGGACAUUUUUCAUGCACCAAAUGGCUCAUUGAAGCUUAUGGCUGCAAAUAAUGAUGCGCAAGUUAGAGUGCUUGAUGCCCAAAGCUUUGUUGAUCUAAACUGUUUCACAUUCCCUUGGUCUGUGAAUAAUAUCUCUGCCAGUCCAGAUGGUAAAAUGAUCACUGUUGUUGGGGACAAUCCAGAAUGUCUAAUCGCUGAUUCUCAAUCAGGAAAGGUCGUGGGCAACCUUAAAGGUCACCUAGACUAUUCUUUUUCUUCUGCUUGGCACCCGAAUGGACAAGUUGUAGCAACUGGGAACCAGGACACAACCUGUAGAUUGUGGGACAUCAGGAACUUGUCACGCUCUUUUGCUGUACUAAAAGGAAGGAUCGGUGCAAUCCGUACAAUCCAGUUCAGUUCAGAUGGCCAAUUCUUGGCCAUCGGUGAACCAGCCGAUUUCGUGCAUGUUUUCCUUACCGAUUCCGACUAUGUCUCCUGUCAGGAGAUUGAUUUGUUCAGUGAAAUUGCCGGAGUAUCAUUCAGCCCUGAUACUCAAGCUCUGUUCAUUGGAAUUGCAGACAGAACAUAUGGAAGCUUGUUGGAGUUCAACCGCAGGCAUUAUAAUCACUAUGUCGACUACUUCUGAAAUCCCUUCCACGUGUUCUUAACUUUUUGACUCUGUAUUUCGAUAUCUCAGCUUUGCUAGCAUGUGUAAAAAAGAAGACACAGACUAAUGCUGUUUUUCUCAGAGGUUAGAUCGGAUGAGUGAAUCAACAAAUAUAGAUCAAGGUAUAUAGCAAAGUAGUACUAAUAAUGUGAUGGUUCAGCUUCCAUGAUGGUCUC
Molecule: messenger RNA, 5275 nt
Organism: Cuscuta europaea
Lineage: Eukaryota; Viridiplantae; Streptophyta; Magnoliopsida; Solanales; Convolvulaceae
Source: the annotation of a GenBank genome assembly